Molecule: messenger RNA, 1937 nt
Organism: Clupea harengus (Atlantic herring)
Lineage: Eukaryota; Metazoa; Chordata; Actinopteri; Clupeiformes; Clupeidae
Gene: smcr8b
Product: Smith-Magenis syndrome chromosome region, candidate 8b
Exons: 3
Coding region: 67-1869 (600 amino acids)
Cellular component (GO): guanyl-nucleotide exchange factor complex
Source: RefSeq, a predicted model, not a curated record
GAGUUAUGGGGUCGGGAGGGGGAAAGAGAGGAGGAGGAGGAAGAGGAGGAGGAGAGGAGGAGAGGGAUGAUGUCAUCAGACCCUAACUCUCUCCUCCACACCAACCACGCCCACUUCCCAUCCGGUCAACUAGAAGGGGUGUGGCCACCAGACUCUGGGGCGGGGCCUCACCCCCUGGCAGAGGUCUGUGAUUGGCUCUUCUACCAGCAGACCCUGGAGCUGCUCCGUGCCAUCCAGAGGCGUUUCCGUGACGAUGCCAGCCUGCUGGCCCACCGCCGAGACGCCGCCCAUCUGCUGCCCAGCCUCUCUCCAACCAACUUCCUGUUCGAGGGGAACUUCCUGUUGGAGGGGAACUUCCUGUUGGAGGGGAACUUCCUGUGGUCUCCGCAGCACACAGACGCUUCGCUGCCGCCCAGCAGCCCUCUCCAAGGCCCGCCCCCUUAUGCCUCUUGUGUAGAGGCGGUGCCAAUCAAGCUGGAGGCGGAGCCUGAGAACCAAUUCAGCCAAUCGCGAAGCUCUCCCGACGUGCCCGUGAACAGCCAGCCGGCGCACGAGGGCGUUUCCAUGGAAACCGGGCAGUCAGAGCAGCGGCGACAGCAUCGAGGUCCUGGGCACCGAGCGCUCCUUCAGAGACCCGCCCAGCUCAUCGCCACGGAGACCGGCUGGGGGAGGGGCGUGGCCGAGGGCAGGGGGGUGUGGCGAGGGAGGCAGAGGGGGGCGGACCGAACAGACAGCCAGGACAGCAUCGAGGUGCUGAGCAGGGACAGCUUCCUGCCGGAAGACUUCAGACCCUCAGACUUCCUGUUGCAAGGGCUUAUGGGUACUGUAGUAAAGGAGGAAGAGGAGGAGUGGCAAGGGGAUGUGGGAACUGUGGCCCAGGAAGAGGAGGAGUUACAUGGGUCUGUGGGGUCUUUAGUCCAGGAUGUUGUGGGUAAUGUAGUCCAAGAGAAUGCAGAGCUGCAGAGGUUUAUGGGUAAUGUAGUCCAGGAAAGUCAACUCUCGCUGUGCACCUCAACAACUGCUCUGGACCUAUAUCUCCAUGACGACAAGUUCCAGGAGGUGUGUCCUCAAGUUGGUCUCCUCCCGCUCUGUCCUAUUGGUCGAGAGGACAGCUCUGACUGUGGCUCCACCUCUUCGUCAAGCUCCUCCCACUCCUGGCAAUGUGGGCGGGGAGAAGCAGCGCUGCGAUUGGUGCGGCGUUGGGCACACGCACGCCACGCUGUGUUCAGCCUUCUGAUUGGCCGGCCGCUGGUGGUGCUGGGUAGCGAGGCGGAGAAGGUUGAGGAGCUGGUGCACGCGCUGGAGCUCUUUCUGCCCAACACACACGCUGGCACACACACACACACACACUCACGCACACACACGCACACACACGCACACACACGCACACACACACACACACACUCACACACACGCAGAGUGCUGCCCUGGUGUUGUCGGCCCAUACAGAUCACUGACCUCCUGGAGUUUGGCAUCAUAGGACUCAACAGAAAGUUCUGCUCAUCUGCUCCCAGCAUGCCUUUCUGCCUGGAGCGGUACGCUCGCUACCUCAGCGUCCUGGACGCGGAUCACAUGACCCUCCGCUGCCCCGCCUACCGCGGGGCUCUGAUUGGCCCACUGACUGAGCCCCAAUCACAGCUCAGAGAAGGCGGGACUUACGCCCUGCUGGUGCAGAGUGCCCUCACGCGAUUGGCUGCUGGAGCUUUCCAUCAUGUGUUCUCAGGCCAGGAGGCUGUGCCGCGGCACGGGGCGGUGGAUGACAUCAGGAUCCUGAACUUCCUGUCUGACAUCAUCAAGUUACGCCUCACACACCACGCCCCCUCCAGUAUCCUCCGAUUCAGCUACCAGCCGUGCACACUCUUCAAAUAAACACACACACACACUCUUCAAAUAAACACACACACACACACACACACACUCACUCGCUCUUCACAUAA